Messenger RNA from Gadus morhua (Atlantic cod), 5948 nucleotides. RefSeq names its product zinc finger and BTB domain containing 18 (gene zbtb18). Bases 702 to 2369 code for a protein of 555 amino acids. The record is from RefSeq and is a predicted model, not a curated record. Gene Ontology annotation, biological process: regulation of transcription by RNA polymerase II. Gene Ontology annotation, cellular component: nucleus. The transcript has 2 exons. Lineage: Eukaryota; Metazoa; Chordata; Actinopteri; Gadiformes; Gadidae. Gene Ontology annotation, molecular function: DNA-binding transcription factor activity, RNA polymerase II-specific; protein binding.
AAAAAAGGAGAACUAACACCACCUCCAUGUACUCCUCCUAGACCCCACAGCUUGACAUAUCAGGGCUUCUUGCAUGUCGCGUUACUCUCAUGUCGUUUACUCUCUUUAUCGUGUGCAGUGCUUGCCGCUUGUCAUCCCGUCCCCUAACCCUAACCUUUCUCCGCAGAUGAAGCGGGUUUCCUCCCCCAGGUAGUGCACCUGUCCAGCCUACUCCUCCCCCCUGUCUCCAGGCUUGACUACAGUACCCAAGGCGCACCGCGUCGCUCUCCGCGCGUCCGCCGCGCUCCUCCGCUGCGCCAGUCCGCCUCGCAGCACUCGUACAACCAGUUGGCUUGGCCCUUUUUUCUGCCUUCUCACUCUGUGCUGUUGUUGCCUGGUGUCAACCUACGUCGAGAAGACACAUCCCUCCCUCUCGACUGUUCGAGGGCUGCUCCAAUUUGCCUUCACUUUCCUCUCCACCGGCACCAUUGGCUGUCGCUCUGCCCGUCAAGCCGCUUCCUCGUCGGCGGAGUUGAGUAGCAACAGCUCGGAACAUCUGGCGGACCAGCGCCGCUCUCUCCCCGCCGCUUCUGUCCUUCCCUCGGCGGCUUGUUAUGGAAAUGAGUACAAAGUACAUCUAGUUUUUUUUUCUCUAGAGGAAGAGCUUUGAAGGAGGAAGCAGAAAGACGUCGGAGCUGGUUGUCUGUUAUGAGGACGGCAGGAUGGAGUUUCCAGACCACAGCAGACACUUGCUCCAGUGUCUGAGUGAGCAGCGCCACCAGGGCUUCCUGUGCGACUCCACCGUGCUGGUGGGCGACGCCCAGUUCCGCGCCCACCGGGCCGUGCUGGCCUCCUGCAGCAUGUACUUCCACCUCUUCUACAAGGACCAGCUGGACAAGCGGGACGUGGUGCACCUCAACAGCGACAUCGUCACGGCGCCCGCCUUUGCCCUGCUGCUGGAGUUCAUGUACGAGGGCAAGCUGCAGUUCCAGGCGCUGCCCGUGGAGGACGUGCUGGCCGCCGCCAGCUACCUGCACAUGUACGACAUCGUCAAGGUGUGCAAGAAGCGGCUGAAGCGCAAGGGCGUGGAGGCGGACGUGGCGCGGCCCGAGGACGAGGCGGCCUCCAGCGGCUCGGACAAGGCGGACAGCGCCUCGGACGCCUCGCCGGGCCGGCCUGCCACCGCCGACCUGCUGCCCAGCGACGAGGACGACGAGGAGAAGCCGGAGGCGGCGGCCGCCCUGUGGCUGAGGAUGCCCGCCGCCGAGAGGGCGGGCACGCCGCUCGGCACGGCCAGCCCCCGGCAGGGCGAGGCGGAGGGCGCGGCGGGGGACCGGGGGAAGCUCCUCUCCCCGGCCGGCAGCCCCAGCAGCUCGCUCUCCCAGAGGUCCCAGCGCUCCCAGCGCUCGGCCGGCUCCCGCGUCGCCCGCCGGGGCAGGAAGGUGUCGAGCGACGCGGCCGACUGCGUCCUGGACCUGUCGGUCAAGCCCGUCGCCGGGGGCCACCACGGUAGCCUCCUGCACCCGUCGUUCCUGAGCGGGGCGUCGGGGCCCGACGGCACGCUGGGCGUGAGGGUGAAGAUCGAGAGGGGCGUGGCGUCGGAGGAGGAGGAGGAGCGCGGCGUCUACGAGAUGGAGCACAGCGGCGUCGCCAAGGCCGCCGCGCCGAACGCCAACGGGGGCCUGGGCCACCACGGGGUCACCGGGCCCCUGUCGGCCCAGCGCCGGCUGGGCCUGGAGGCCCACCUGUCGGCCCUGCGCGAGGCCUCGCUGGCCACGGAGCUGGAGAAGGAGAAGGCCCCGGGGGACAACGGGGACAUGCUGGGGGCAGAGAGCGAGCGCUCCCAGCAUGCCGAGGCGGCCGGCAUGGACAGCACCCUGCUGCCCUACGUGUCCAACAUGCUGUCGGCGCCGCACCACGCGCAGAUCUUCAUGUGCCCGCUGUGCAACAAGGUGUUCCCCUCGCCGCACAUCCUGCAGAUCCACCUCAGCUCGCACUUCCGCGAGCAGGAGGGCAUCCGCGCCAAGCCCGCCGGCGACGUCAACGUGCCCACGUGCUCCAUCUGCGGCAAGACCUUCUCCUGCAUGUACACGCUGAAGAGGCACGAGCGGACGCACUCGGGCGAGAAGCCAUACACGUGCACCACGUGCGGCAAGAGCUUCCAGUACUCGCACAACCUCAGCCGGCACGCCGUGGUGCACACGCGGGAGAAGCCGCACGCGUGCAAGUGGUGCGAGCGGCGCUUCACGCAGUCGGGCGACCUGUACCGGCACAUCCGCAAGUUCCACUGCGAGCUGGUCAACUCGCUGUCGGUGAAGAGCGAGCCCCUGGCUCUGCCCAACGUCAGGGACUGGGCCAUAGAGGACAGCUCCCAGGAACUGUGGAAGUAGAGACACUGGCGGGCGGGAGGGCAGGGGAGGUAUGAGAAAGAGAGAGGGGAGGAAGGAUGGGAGGAAGGGAAAAAAGGCAGUUUGAAAGAGAGAAGUCAGGGGGAGAUGGUAAGGUGGUGGUUGUUUCGGCGUUAAAAUCACUCUCGUUUCUUGUACGUCGCAGAUCUCAUUCAAUUGCACUUUAAUAGCACAUGAUAAUGUUACUACUGAUUUCAUUUUUGGUUUGUCUGUGGGUCAUUUUGUCUUAUGCUAUUUUAUUCACCCAGUUUAUUUUAUUUUAUUGAUUCUGUUUGCUGAGAUUUUUUUUUAAAUACUGUGUUUAAAAUGUGGGUCGACAACAGAGCCACCUGCUGUUAAAUGUUUCACAGUGUGUGUGUGUGUGUGUGUGUGUGUGUGUGUGUCUGCGUGUGUGAAUGCGUGUGUGUGUGCCUGUGUUAAAUCACAACACUGGCUAGUUGAGGUCAAAACACACUGAAGUGAAAAACAUCCAACAAUUACAAAAUACCAAACGGGUACAGUGACUAUCACCUCCAUCUACACCACGCACACAGGACCUCUUGGACGUGUGUGUGUGUGGCUGCGUGUGUGAGGCUGGGUGUUUUUGAGAGACACUGUUAUUCAGGCAAAAGUUCACCUGACAUGCAUGCAAGUCGGCAUGUUGUGUGAGUGUGUUAGUGUGUGUUAAUAUUAUUAUUAUUAUUAUUAUCAUUAUUAUUAUGUUUUAUGUUUAUUAUUAUUAUUAUUAUUAUGGAGGGUUUUUUGCGAUGCACUCCAGGUAUCUCAAGUUAAGCUCUUUGCUGUGUGUGCGUGUGUGUGUGUGUGUGUGUGUGUGUGUGUGUGUGUGUGUGUGUGUGUGUGUGUGUGUGUGUGUGUGUGUGUGUGUGUGUGUGUGUGUGUGUGUGUGUGUGUGUGUGUGUGUGUACACAUGCUUGUGUGUGUGUGUAUGAGGGAAGGCUAACUGUCAUACAAAUGGCACUCAUGCAAUGCACAGCCUCUUUUUUUACUUCCAAUCAAUUUGAAGUAUUUUCUAAAAACGAAAAAGACCUUUACAAAUUAUUAAUAUUAUUAUUGUUGUUAUUAUUGUUAUAGAUUCUUUUCUUAAAUCUAGAUGGCAGUCUUUAAAAAAAAUCUUCUUGUCGAAAAAGGUAUUUAAUUUAAGUUGGGUGUACAUUGUUGCGCUAUUGUUUUACAACAUAUUGUUAUUUUAUUUUUUACCAUUAAUGUUCUAAUUAUUAUUAGUAUUUCAAAUUUUUAAAGUGGACCUGCUGUUGUUGCAUGACGUCCAUACCUGUAUAUUUUUGGGGAAAAAUGUGAAUUUGCUGUAUUACUGUACACAUUGUAAUUGAUCAAAUAAUUGACGACAGACUUUCUUUCUCUUUCGGUUCCUUUGUGAAUACUACUCCAGGGUGUGGUCUGUUGAACAGCUGUUGAAUAUUGUGCCCACGGAUAUGGACAAACGCAUGAAAUAUCAUUUAUAUUUAAUUUAGUGUGAUACAUUGGACCGUUUGUCAGUUGCUUUUCCUGGACGGGGUCGGAGGCAGAGGGGGACAGUGGAGAGGGGGGCGGAGGGGGGGUGCUCCUGGUCCGCUGUGGGGGGUCACCGGCGGACCACUGGAAGAAUGUUCCGGCAGGUUUUCCCAUGGUUCAGGUGGAGAGAAAGCAGCGUGUUGAUGCACUAAUCUCCCUGCUAUGACUGUGUGUGUGUGUGUGUGUGUGUGUGUGUGCGUGUCUGUGUGUGCGUGUUUGAGAGAGUGCGUGUUGGGGGGAGCGAUUGUGCGUCCGUUCUCGUGACUAGUUUAUUUCUAGUCCACUUAACCUACUGAAUAGCUCCGUCCCCACAGCUUCUCCUCUACCACCGCUCGCUCUAUCUGCUGCAGUGUGUGUGUGUGUGUGUGUGUGUGUGUGUGUGUGUGAGUCUGUGUGUGCAUGUGCGUGCCAUUGCUUCCCAUCUGUGCCGCUCUCCUCUCCAGCACUAGGCUCGGUCAGGCUAACUCCUCGAUUUCAGCCUUGUCCCUACGACACUUAUUGCCCUGUCCUCUCGAAUGUGACUCACACUGGUCUGGGGCCGAGGCGGGGGCGAGAGAGGUAGAGAAGAGCUGAGGAGAGAGAGGGAGAGAAGGAGAGCGAUGAGGAACAGCCAUGUUUUGUACUGUCCUGCUGCAAGUUGAAGGGUUAAGGUGUUGUUUUAUUUAUUUAUUAUUAUUUUCUCAGCGUAUCAUUUAGAGACGAUGUUGUGCUACAGCACGGUGAAAUACACACUUGAAGAAGGGGUAUGAGAACUAGUUCCACAACGACGUCUGUGUCUGUGUCUGUUAAUGCGUGUGCAUAUUUGCUACUGAAAGUAUCCUUCAUUUGGGAUUAUACACAAUUGGCUUGCCUGAUGGCACCUUUAGAGUUAAAUUUCAGUUUUUUUUCUUUUUUUUAAAUAAUUUAUAAAUAAAAGAUGCCUUUAUUUAAAAAACGUAAUGCUAUUCACAUAUGUGAUACUGUAUAGCACUGAAAAAGACUUGUUUGGAAUCCUAAUGAACUAAAUGGGGAUUUAUACUUUUGUCAGACGUCAUUUUCUGAUAAUAAGAAAACAUUAUGUUAUAUUUUCUAUUUUUGCUGCAUUUUAAUGUUACAGAUCUGGGCUCACAACAGUGUGCAGUUUGUUAACAUUUCUAUUUUAUAAUAAUUGACAUUAUGGUGCAAUCACAUUUAAAUUUAGUCUUGAGAAUAUGAUGAAAUUCAACGCACUGUAUUUCUGAUGCGGACACCCUAUCCAGACCCACCAUCGCUGUGUUCGUGGGUGGACGUAUCUUGUGUGUGUGUGUGUGUAACUUGCAGUGGGCAUGUGUGCAGAGUUGUGUGUGCCCCCCCUAUCAGUUAUCAGCGGGGGGGACGGUGGGGGCUCACCAUGGCUGGCGACGCCUCUUCAACAAACAACUUUUUGUUUUUGGUUUUGUUUGUGUCUUUCGCUCCAAGCGUGUCAUCUUCACUGGCAACGAGGUCCCUGCCUGCGUUCCCCUCCACAUGUCGUUUAUCCCCCUGGGUUUCUUCUUUUAGCUCCGUUCGUUUCCUCUGGGUGUAUACUUGACCGCCUUAACCUGCUGUAGUCCAGGACGAUGUAUCGGUGUGGGAUUAUGGGAUGGCUGUCGUUGUGCUCGACCAACCGGCUUCACAUCUUCGCUGUGCUUACUUGAAAACUCACGGGCGAGAUAUUUAGCAAGCUGUAUGAGAAGAGUUAAAUCAGUCAAUGUUCAAAUGUAGACAAGGUUAUGAAGGGGAGGGGGGGGAGGUGAAUACAUCUCUUUCAGAAGGACAAUCGCUGUCUGGGGAGGAGGUGGGGGGGGCAAAGAAGCAGAUUUUGAUUUAAAUAUAUUUGCUCUUCCUUGAGAUUUGAUUUUCUUUGCUUUUAUGUUCUUUCUUAAACAAUGUAGUCAUUUUAGCUUUGACAAUCAUAGUUGGUUUGGUUUUGUUUUUCUCUCAAGGGGAGUGAAUUCUAAUGGUGUUUAGUUUUGUAAUUUUUUUGGCGUGCUGUUGUUGACAUUUCUAAAUUGUGUACCAACUGCAAUAAAUUAUAAGAAUCUUGAAAUUCAA